CCUAGAUCAGCCCGCCAGCGACGGCAUGGCGACUGAUCAACAUGUCGUGUUCCACCCCACUCAGCGUCGUGGCUUGGAACCAGACUCGCAUACUGCCGAGAAACUGCACUAUGCUUCCCCCCAUCAUAUGCACAUGACCAGCCGGAGGUUCUUCAUCGGCCCAAUCCCCCAGGGCUGGUUACAGAACCAUCGCAAGUCAUGGUGGAAGACGAGAAUAAAAUUUGGCAAAUACUCCUCCAAAACCGUCACCUUCUCCGCCGAUCCAAUUGUUGCGCAAUAUUCGGAUGACUCCGAGGCCGAUCAGGACCCUUCGACGUCGGAACAAGAACAGGGUGCCUUGACAGAUACUACAGAGGAUGAAGGAGCUGGGAGGGAGCAGGAUGAUGAGACCAGUGACCAAGAAGCACAUCCGGAGAGAAGUCUUCGCACUGUGCCUUACACACUUGCCGAGGGCCAUGAUAUAUCUCACGCUACUACCACUGCCUCAGACAAUUCUAUGUCGGCAUCGGACAGCAACCAACGCAAUUGGGAUUCAUCCACUGGGAGGCAGGAUGCAAGCUCUGCAUACUACACAGCGAGAGAACUGGACCAGAAUGACACAGGCAUGAUUUCCUCGGGUCUUAGCACGGUAAAUCCGGAGCAAUCUGUGCAAGGUCCAAACAAGCAAACGCUAAGUACCACAAGCCAUCAUGGAGCCAGUCAGUUAAGCCCCAUGGCACCUGCUAGUGAUUAUGGAUCCACAACCGCAUUGCUAAGGCCAGAGUCGCGUUCCAAAGGAAAACAACGGAUUCCUGCUACCUCAUCUAUGAAUCUUGAGCAACAAGAACCCGAAGUUGAAACUACCGAGGAGGAACCCUUUAGCAAUGGACGGCGUGCGAGAAAGGAGCCCCUCCUUCCAUUUUCCAGAAAAGCAGCCAAACACAACCUGGAUGAUAAUCUCCUAGAUAAACAGCAAAGAGUCUUGUCUCGGAUAUCAAGGACCCAAGCCAAGUUCUCGCGCAACUUGCCGCGCCGGCGGAAGAUGAAAGAAGGAGAAGUCAUAAAGGCGGAAAAGAUGCUUGUUCGAAUUGAGGAGACGGUACAAGAGAAACUUCCGGACGACUAUUCGGAAAACGACAGUUACAAGAUGGAAACUCGGGUGGUGGAUCACUGGAGAGAAUAUCUGGUGGCAUGCCGCUUGGCCUCUGACGAAGAUGCGCCAUUCUCCCUCCAGAUGUACAAGACCCGUGUCAUACCCCAGGUGCAAAAAGCAGGCUCUCGGGUUUCCCCAUGCUAUGAGGUACCCUUGGGUCGAAAGAAGAUCAAGGUCAAUCUCUAUUCGCACUUGGACAAGUCAAUUGUUCUUUGGGGUCCCUGUAAACGGGGGACUAAGAUCUAUAUAGUACGGCCGAGGUCGUCCGCGCACGCCGCUGAAUGGUUCACCUUUUUGUGUCAGAUCAUGGGGAGGCGCCGUCCGUCCUCACUUCCAAUCCAUGUCCCAGACUUGGGUGUUUCUCUCGUGUUCAAUAACCCUUUUGAACAGCUAGAGGUUGCCCUUGGCUCGCAGAAAAAGGACACAGGCUUAAUCAAUCGAACCAUAGCCCAGGAAGAUUCGGCUGCUCAAGCCAUCAUACGCGGCUGCCUUAAGAUGCUUGAAGACCGUCCCGAAUGGGCCGAGGUACUGCACCAGUGGUCCAAGACUGAGAUUAUGGGCCUUGCCUGGAAACGAUACGAUCGAUUAGAGUGGAUCUUUGGCGCCAAUGAGGAGAAAAUGUACGGAUCACUUGCUAUGUACACUACGCAUGAUCUUGAGCUACGGCCCAAACAGCAUUAUACCACAUAUAUCAAGCAUGAUGGACGCAAAGAAGACGAGCCUCAGCCCGUGGAAGGUUUCUUGGUUCGUCUUACAUCCCAAAGAGGUGUACAUCAACGGAUGAACAAAAUGUUCUUCAAGCGACUAUAUUUUUUCACCCAGGACCACUAUCUGUUUUUCUGCAGACCUUCAAGAUCGCUACCUCCAGCACCUCCAAAGCUAUCCCGUGAUGAGUCUGAGUUGCCUUCAACGCAACAAAUCCUAGACGCAUCACCUCUUUCUUAUGAUAUUGACCCAUAUCCACUCCAGGAUGGGGAGAUUUCUUGGCUGUGCAAUGGCAACAAAGAGCACAUAAAAAAAUACGACGAGGAGGCCUACGUUCAACGACAGAGAGACAUUCAUAACCUUGAACAUGCUGAUGGUUUUAUUGACCUCAGUAGGGUACAGGAAGUACGACACGUGCGGCGUGAUAGCUGUCCUGCUGAUCCCAAUAUUCGGGAAGGGCCAGACGUCGAAUUCAACCCCGAGGCAAGAGACACACGCCGGGAUGAUGGUGCAACACAGCAAUUCAAUGAUGAAAGAACCUUCGAAAUGGUCCUAGAUAACACGCUUGUUGUCCGCUUCCAAGCAUAUAACGAUGCGACCAAGGACGAAUGGAUGAAGCGACUCGAUUUUCUGGUGAAAUACUGGAAAGCACGCAUUGCGACCGACGCGGCCGAGCUCAAGGCUCUUCGUCGACGCAACCAGGAGCUUCUGGGAAUCGAUGAGGAACUGGAGUCUAUCAUGGGACAGUUCGGCAAGAAAUGGGAGGUAAAAAAGGCAGAAGCAUCACCAUUACUGCACAACAUAUGCACACUAUCAGGGUGUCGGACAAUCAAUAUGUCCGGGCAGUUAUUUCGCAAGCCCCGUCGCCACUCCACCUUUAAGCUAUGCCAUGUUGUUCUAUCAGCCGGAAAAUUGCUCAUAUUCCGAAGCUCGCUAAGAAGGCGCAAUGGUGUUGAAAUUCCUCACAUACACCAGAACUUGGAGACAUCUAUCGACCUUAACGAUUGUUACAUCUACUCGGGUCUAUUGACGGACUCCGACCAGUUAUACUCCAACCAAACAUUCGACAGCAACCAUCCAGGACAUCGUUCCUUGCCCCGGGUGUACCUUUCGCCAGAUGUAUACACGAACAGUGAUGAGGACACCGCAAUUACGUUCGUGAUAUGGCAACCUCUGAAGAAGAACCUAUUCCGAGCGCGAGAGCAUGGAAUCAAGGGACAGACCAAACAGAGACUGAAGCACGUGUCAGCUCUUGGAGUCCAUGGACGAACCAUCGUGUUUAAAGCCCGGAGUCGAGUCGAAAAGGAUCGAUGGGUGUUGAGUAUAGCAUCGGAAAUUGACCGGUUACAGGAGGAUCGGCCGGAGGAUGUGCGAAUAAUCACCUAACAUAGCAAGUACAAAAGACAUUUGAGUAUAGUAAUCAUCUCUUCUGCAGGCAGAUCUAUCGCUACGCUACACGCUCCUUCUAUACCUCUACACAAGACAGAGAGUAUCCUAUGUACAUACAAGCUCCAAC
Molecule: messenger RNA, 3353 nt
Organism: Aspergillus heteromorphus CBS 117.55
Lineage: Eukaryota; Fungi; Ascomycota; Eurotiomycetes; Eurotiales; Aspergillaceae
Product: sporulation-specific 71 family protein
Exons: 3
Coding region: 26-3223 (1065 amino acids)
Biological process (GO): ascospore-type prospore membrane formation; protein localization to prospore membrane
Cellular component (GO): prospore membrane
Source: RefSeq, a predicted model, not a curated record